AUGAACGUCCGGCUCUUUCUCUGUGGAGUCUAUUUCCUUGUAUGUAUUUCCCUCAUCAAAUGCACAUGUCUCAGAGACCGUGCUCGAAUUGUCCGCGAGAUGCUUCGAAAGAAGAUUUUCCGGUCAUUCAAAGACAGCAAAGUCAGCAUGCCUUAUUUAUGUCCAUUCACCGAGGAGCGGGAUUUGUUUAUCAUUCAAGAGAGACAGAAAUAUAUGAAGUCAUUGACCAAGUGGCAUUGCAAUUUCUGUGGCAAAGACUUUUAUGCAGAAAAUUUUCUUGAUAAGCAUUUUGAUAAUCGUCAUUCAGAGUAUGUACGAAAGGGAAAUGACUCUGUAUGCUUAGCAGACUACUGUGAUAUCUUCCGCUGUGAAAUUAUUGGUGGCUUGCUAGAACCUGACUAUUGGGACAUGGCAUUGUGUUUGGAAGAUGACAUGUAUGAACUCCAACAGAAAUGUAUGGAUAUCAUUAAAGAAUGCAUCCCUCCUACCACUUCCCACAAUGCAUCUAGGUAUAUUCAAGAUGUAUUUUCCAAUGAAAUUUGCUCAUUCCUUGACUGCCGACGAUACUGGGAGGCUCCUUUUCCUGAAAAUACCUCCAUUGGGACAGCUGCCUACAUCAUCUUGUCAGUGAUUUUGGUAUUCUUCCUUGUGCUCUACUAUUGCAUCGCUUACCACUACUUUUAUACUGAUUCAUUCAUUGACUAUCAACCAAUGGAGUAUUCAAGAGGAGAACGCACUUACAGCAACCCUACAGUCUCAAAUAUUAAUAUUCGUCAUCGACCAAACAGAUAUGCUCAGUUUACCAAAUAG
Acanthosepion pharaonis is the source of this 810-nucleotide messenger RNA. Lineage: Eukaryota; Metazoa; Mollusca; Cephalopoda; Sepiida; Sepiidae. The record is from the annotation of a GenBank genome assembly.